Messenger RNA from Somion occarium, 1453 nucleotides. Lineage: Eukaryota; Fungi; Basidiomycota; Agaricomycetes; Polyporales; Cerrenaceae. The record is from the annotation of a GenBank genome assembly.
GAGCAUCAUCGUGAACGACGUCGAGCACGUCUCUCCUGCGCUAUGGCCGCCGUCUUUGCCACUAAAAAAGCUUUCACUGCGCCUCCAACUGUGAGGACACUCGCUUCGGGUGUCCCAGUCGCACCUUUGGUCAAUUUGGCCGUCCGGAGUCCUCAUAACGGUGACCAUGACCAUGGUGCUGUCGGUCCUAGAUCGGACGUUCCUGCAAAGUUCGUUGGUGGUCUUUACAGGAGUCAAACCUCAGGUUUGGUGUCGAAGACAUACGCGAAUAGUGUGUAUAGUUUCACGUCGUGACUAUGCUUGUAAUGACGAAACUAUCGCGUUCCUAGCAUCCACUACUGGUGUCUUCCAGCAGCGUCUGCUUCACACCUCGGUGCCUGCUCGCGAUGCUCCUAAGGUCCCUGAUUUUACUCCUUAUGAGGCAAAGGAUCCAUCUACCAACCGUGCCCUCUCGUACUUCAUGAUUGGUUCUCUUGGUGUAUUAUCCGCCUCUGCCGCUAAAUCGACUGUCACCGAAUUCCUUGCGUCCAUGUCUGCAUCUGCGGACGUUUUGGCUCUAGCCAAGGUCGAGGUUGAGCUUGCAAGCAUUCCGGAGGGGAAGAACGUGAUCAUCAAAUGGCGUGGCAAGCCCGUCUUCAUCCGUCACCGUACUUCGGAGGAAAUCGAGGAGGCGAAGCAGACCGACUGGAAGACCUUGCGGGAUCCUGAAAGUGAUGAGCAGAGAACCAAGAAGCCCGAGUGGCUUGUCAUGCUUGGUGUUUGCACUCACCUUGGUUGUGUGCCCAUUGGAGAGGCUGGAGACUAUGGAGGAUGGUUCUGCCCAUGCCAUGGUUCGCAUUAUGAUAUCUCUGGCCGUAUCCGUAAGGGACCUGCACCUGUGUGUUUCUAUCCCGAUCUACUACGUCGGGUUUCACUAACUAUUCCGUUCAGCUUAACCUUGAGGUUCCUCAAUACGACUUCACCGAAGCAGAUGCCAAGCUCAUCAUUGGUUGAUUACGUAUUCUGGACAAUAUAUCUCUGCACCUCCGAGCUGCGCAGUUUACCCUCUAGCUUGUCGAUAUUUGGGCGUAUAAUGCGGUACAACCUACGGAUGAGAUGACUAAGCUUCAUUAGGGUCGCUUCUAAUACAGAUGCAUAAUCCAAAUUCCAAGACACUUUCCGCCUUGUGCGCUGUGGAUUUACCUUGAACCCGUGUUUGGACAUGACUGGAUCGCCGGUCCAAGGAAGUGAGGCGACUCUGUGUCGUAUUUCCGAUGUUUUGGCAACUGUUGAGCACGGUCACCGCCGUCGCAUUUCAUCCUUCGACUUCUCUCAUAUAAGCUUCUGCAGUAGACUUGUUCACGGGGGUCUUCUCGCGCUCAUGAGGUACAUGUAUAUCAAUGUUGGGAUCGCUUGGGAAAACUGUUGCACUGCAUUCGCCUCUUAGAGGCCUCUUAUCAACAUGAUCAUAACU